Messenger RNA from Mizuhopecten yessoensis (Yesso scallop), 504 nucleotides. Its product is annotated as L-ascorbate oxidase-like. The coding region runs from base 61 to 504 and encodes 147 amino acids. Gene Ontology annotation, molecular function: copper ion binding; oxidoreductase activity. Lineage: Eukaryota; Metazoa; Mollusca; Bivalvia; Pectinida; Pectinidae. The record is from RefSeq and is a predicted model, not a curated record. Gene Ontology annotation, cellular component: plasma membrane. Gene Ontology annotation, biological process: iron ion transport. The transcript has 5 exons.
CCCUCUAUUGUUGUUUACGAAGGGCAAGAGGUGGUAGUUCACGUCACUAAUGCUUUAUUAAUGGAGGGAGUCACUAUCCACUGGCACGGUAUCUAUCAGAGGGGGACGCCGUGGAUGGACGGAGUAGACAUGGUUAGCCAGUGUCCUAUCAGUCCUGGACAGUCCUUUACAUACAGGUUCAUUGCGGAUCCGAUCGGGACCCACUGGUAUCAUUCUCAUCUCGGUGUCCAGAGAACGGACGGCCUGGCUGGAGCCCUUAUUGUUCUGCCAAGAUCUGAAAGGGCUAAGAAGUCGAAGUCGAAAGAGUUUGUAGUGAUGGUACAGGAUUGGUUUCAUAAGUCAUCCUUGGAAUUAACGGAACACUUCGUGUGGGACCUUCGCAGGUUUUCCUUUGGUCCUGACGAUCCGCGAUGUUUCUUUGCCUCAGACAUACUCACAUCCGACGGUAGCCUGGCUGGGUUCAUGCUGUUUCAGUCUGGGGACAUCAAUGGCAGAGGUAUCUAA